AUGUACUUAAUAAAAUUUAAAGAUUGGUAAUCCUAUUUUCUAAUUUAGUUAAAAUACAUCAGGGGAAUAGAUUUAUAGAUAAUUAGAUUAAUAACAAGAUGAUAGCGCUUAUAUGGCUGAGCCAAUGUAUUAAUUAAUUUUGACAGUGAAGAAACCGAUACAAAAGUUUUAUAGUUUGUUAAUUUUAAUAGAAAAGAAUUUGAUUAAUGA
Messenger RNA from Paramecium sonneborni, 210 nucleotides. The record is from the annotation of a GenBank genome assembly. NCBI's taxonomy places the organism in Eukaryota, Ciliophora, Oligohymenophorea, Peniculida, Parameciidae.